Messenger RNA from Trametes versicolor FP-101664 SS1, 1176 nucleotides. RefSeq lists its product as uncharacterized. The annotation marks the transcript as partial. The record is from RefSeq and is a predicted model, not a curated record. NCBI's taxonomy places the organism in Eukaryota, Fungi, Basidiomycota, Agaricomycetes, Polyporales, Polyporaceae. The transcript is spliced from 5 exons.
AUGUACGCAUCCGUGCGCAAGUUCGCGCGGACCACUUGUCGACGCCACAUAACCCUGGAGCUCCCGCAAGAGACUCUCGCCCGUGCACGUCGUGCGCAGGCAGCACAAAAGUCGACCAAGGGCAUCCGCAAAGCACCACACCGUGACGCUGGACCGCGCAUUGUGAAGUACAGAACCUGGAAGACUUACAAGUAUCACGCGCUCGGUCACCAUCCGAGUUAUGUGGAGCGCUCGGGGACCACAGACAACCACAACACACUAGUGCGACAGGGCGAAUUGGAACAUCGACACGCCAAACGUGUGUACGCUCGCACAAACAAACAUCAUUUCGAGAAACAGAUCGGCAUUCAUCAGCGCCGCCAGGCGCUGCUCCGAGGCAUCCCCGCACAGAGCCGCGCGCAGGCGACUGCGGCCGCACACCAACCUCGACUUGCGGACAUGGGUAUGCGCUAUGAUAUGGGGCAAUCUCAACGUGACCCCGUGGACCUGUAUGAAUGGCUGGCUGACAACGACGGUGAUGUCGCGCUCAAGGACUUCCUGCCGUCGCUGCGACGGCAUAUCCUCGCCAGGUUGACCGGCAAGGAUGAGAAUUCAAUACCAGACGCUUGGACGAACUCCCUCGACAUCAAGGACGACCGUAUUUACUCGCACAAGGUCGUGUGCUUCAACUACCCAACAUACGACAUGCGCCGCGCGCAGGACUCAUUAAACCCCCGCACGCACGCCGACAUCAUCCUUCUCGCCGAGGACAACCACACUGACGACUUUCCAUACUGGUACGCUCGCGUCGUGGGAGUCUACCACGCAAACGUGCGAUUCAGGGGUCCCGGUUCGACGAGCCGAGCAUGGCGCCAGAUGGAUUUCCUCUGGGUGCGCUGGUUUGCGCGCGACCCUACUUACAGCGCCGGAUUCCAACACCGUCAGAUACCCCGUUUGGCCUUCGUUGCCGACGACGAUCCGGAUCUCAAUGCGUUCGGAUUCGUCGAUCCCGCAGAUGUGCUACGAGGCGCCCACAUCAUGCCCAGCUUCGACUCGGGAACCACGGACGACUACCUCCCAUCUGACUCCGUCGCACGCCAGAACUCGGAAGAUGAAGACUACGUGUAUUACUUCGUGUCCAUGUUCGUUGAUCGUGAUAUGUUCAUGCGCCAUCUCGGCGGUGGUGUCGGCCACCGC